UGCCACCGCAUUCCCGGCUUGAAGCGGGAGGUUCUGGAUUGUUCUCGCCUCUCCCGAGUUCUUCGUGCGUCGGUCGGAGAUUUCACAGGUUCUGAGGUCUCCUCCGCGGUCAGCUCUGACUAUAAAACAAAAGUUACUGUUGUGUGAUUUCCUCGAUUCUUAAGAGUUCAUGUCUGAUCUGGACGUGCAGCUCCCUACUGCUUUUGAUCCUUUUGCUGAGGCGAAUGCUGACGAUUCAGGUGUUGGUGCAAAGGAGUAUGUGCACGUCCGUGUACAGCAGCGGAAUGGCAGGAAGUGUCUAACCACUGUGCAGGGAUUAAAGAAAGAGUUCAGCUACAACAAGAUCCUGAAGGACCUUAAGAAAGAGUUCUGCUGUAAUGGAACCGUUGUCCAGGACCCAGAGCUAGGCCAGGUGAUUCAGCUCCAAGGUGAUCAGCGGAAGAAUGUUUCUUCCUUUUUAGUUCAGGCUGGUAUUGUGAAGAAAGAACACAUCAAGAUCCAUGGUUUCUAGGUGUACCUCCACCCAAAGUUGCUCAUCUUCUCAUGGCUUGUGUGUGUCAGCUAGUGGACAUGGUGUGAUUGGAGUUACUGCAUGUCUCUUGUCUGAGUGGGACCAGUUCUCUUUGUCUUCUUAACUGUUUCAGACAUGAUUUUGGUACCGACGUUUUGUGUUUACCAUGCAAUGCAAAUAAUAUGAAGCGUGCCAGUGAGACUACAAUUUGGUU
Messenger RNA from Musa acuminata subsp. malaccensis (wild Malaysian banana), 725 nucleotides. Its product is annotated as protein translation factor SUI1 homolog. Gene Ontology annotation, biological process: translational initiation. The record is from RefSeq and is a predicted model, not a curated record. Gene Ontology annotation, molecular function: RNA binding; translation initiation factor activity. NCBI's taxonomy places the organism in Eukaryota, Viridiplantae, Streptophyta, Magnoliopsida, Zingiberales, Musaceae.